AUGGGCCGUCAAAAAGCUGUUGCAAAAGAUCUCUUGGCCAGCAUCCCAUCAACCAUCGACGCUCCACCAGCGCAAUCUCAGCCCCCAUGCGAAGCCGAAAAGAAUAAAGAAGGCUUAGCCAAAAGCAAAGGUCACUUUCAAGCCAUCCAACAUGCUCAUUCCUUCUCAAUUCAGUCCUUUGAGAACCGAAAAGAACUGGCCGAUAAGAAGAGAGAAGUUGCUAGUCUGCAAAAGGCCAACAAAAGCUUACAAUCAAAAAUGAAGAAGUUGGAAGACCAAGUUGAGGCUGCCAUCAAGGCCCAAAAUGUUGCCGAAGAAAAAGCAGAAUUUGCCGAGGCCAUAAAGAAGGUUCUUGAGUCUGAAAAGAGGGAGGUUGAGGAGAAAACGGCCCAGGCCCAGAAAGAAUUGCAAAAGGCCUUGGCCACGAAGGACGCCGAGCUCAAGGCAGCCGAUGAGAAGGGCUAUAAUGAGGGGGUGGCUGAUGUUACGGUGGACUAUGAAAAGCAAGGUGGGGAGGUUCCCAAAGAUGCUACAGCUAAAAAGGCAUCAGCCGACGUGAUUCUUGCCAACAAGAGCCUUGAUGAAACCCUUCAAGAAAUUGAUGCCGAGCUUGCAGCGGAAAAGGCUGCCAAGGUGUCUUCCCAACAGUCGUCCGAACUUCAGACCCAACCAUCUGUUGUUGCCGAAGAGUCUUGA
Messenger RNA from Camellia sinensis, 696 nucleotides. The record is from RefSeq and is a predicted model, not a curated record. NCBI's taxonomy places the organism in Eukaryota, Viridiplantae, Streptophyta, Magnoliopsida, Ericales, Theaceae.